Messenger RNA from Dentiscutata erythropus, 447 nucleotides. Lineage: Eukaryota; Fungi; Glomeromycota; Glomeromycetes; Diversisporales; Gigasporaceae. The record is from the annotation of a GenBank genome assembly.
AUAAAGAACUCAUCCUUGGACAAUAGUAAAAAUAUUGUUCUGGAAGUGAGAAAAGAUAUUAGAAGGAAAAUGAUAUCUGAAAACGAGAUAAUUCCUUCAAGCAUUCAGAAACUGUUUCUAGGAGAUCAUCCGUUCCAAACAACUGAUUUCAGAGAUAGAGGCGUGCUUUCUGUGUUUAGUUUGCUUCUUAAUAUAUUAAAAAUUUAUGAUUUCCCAGAUGAUGAUUUAAGUUUAUGGGAUACUAAUUACAAAUAUUAUAAUGAUAUAGAAGCUGACUUGAACAGACUAAAGAUCGAAUCUUCAAAGCAUCCAGAUCACAUGUAUACCAGCAAAGCGAUCAAUACACGAGAGAUCACUGAAAGGUUAUCAAAGAUGGUCAUUAGCAAACUAGUGGAAAGUGUAGAAAUUUUUGAUGAUAAUAAGAUUUUAUCGGUCAAAACAAUUUAA